CUAGCUUUGUCACCUCCCCACUCCCCCUCUCCCUCUUCUAUAUAAAGAACGAUGGUCUCGCUUUGAGACUCCCCACGAUAGAGAGAAAGAGCUGAGAGGAGAACGGGAAUGGAAGGGGAGAAAGGGAAGGAGGUUGAGGUGACGGCGGUGGUGGAAGAGAAGAGAUCGAGGUUUAGAAAGAUCUGCGUCUUCUGCGGGAACCAACCAGGGCGGAAGGCCAUUUACCAGGAGGCCGCCAUCGAGCUCGGAAGGCAGCUGGUGGAGAGUGGCAUUGAUUUGGUGUAUGGGGGAGGCAGCAUAGGAUUAAUGGGCAUCGUUUGCCAAGCAGUGCAUGAAGGAGGCCGCCAUGUCUUGGGGGUCAUUACCAAGUCCUCCAUGGCAGGAGAGUACAUAACCGGUCAAACUGUCGGAGAAGUUCAAAUUGUUUCCGACAUGCAUGAAAGGAAAGCUGAGACAGCUCGCCGAGCUGAUGCCUUCAUUGCAUUGCCUGGUGGGUAUGGAACGCUUGAAGAACUUCUUGAGGUCGUUACAUGGGCUCAGCUGGGAAUCCACAAGAAACCGGUUGGGCUCUUAAACAUCGAUGGUUUUUACGAUUCACUCUUGUUCUUCGUCGAUAUGGCUGUCGACGAAGGGUUCAUCACUCGAGCUGCUCGCAACAUCAUCAUAUCUGCACCAUCAGCCAAGGAACUCAUCAGAAAGUUUGAGGAAUAUGUUUCAGAGUAUGAAACAAAUUUGGUGUGGGAUACCGAGAAGGAGCCUCUUGAAGUCAGUCAUCUCUGAACCAGAAACAGACAUGGCUUGAUGACAUCUCAGAUUUUUUUUUGACCUCAUCCUGCUUUUGAAACUAACAAUAAAAUAUGAUUGUUGGUUGGAGAGCAAAUGAUCCAUUACGUUCUGCACCUAUUUUGUACAUUUGUUUUGGAUAAACUAUAUAUAUAUAUAUAUAUAUAUAUAUAUAGAGAGAGAGAGAGAGAGAGAGAGAGAGAGAGAGAGAUGCAUUAGAUCCGAUGAAGUAUCGUACUCAUAAAUCUAAGAUAAACUUAAAUGGAAAAUGUUUUACUGUCGUGGAGUGUUGGGAUUUGUUCUUUGUAACAGUCGAUAGUUAUUUG
Molecule: messenger RNA, 1109 nt
Organism: Musa acuminata AAA Group (dessert banana)
Lineage: Eukaryota; Viridiplantae; Streptophyta; Magnoliopsida; Zingiberales; Musaceae
Product: cytokinin riboside 5'-monophosphate phosphoribohydrolase LOG-like
Exons: 7
Coding region: 109-780 (223 amino acids)
Biological process (GO): cytokinin biosynthetic process
Cellular component (GO): cytosol
Molecular function (GO): hydrolase activity, hydrolyzing N-glycosyl compounds
Source: RefSeq, a predicted model, not a curated record